AAGGAUGGAUCAUUCCCAGUGCCUUGUGACUAUAUACGCCUUGGUGGUUCUGCUGGGUCUCCGGCUGGAGCAGGGCGCCUGCCAGCACUAUCUGCACAUCCGACCGGCUCCCAGCGACAACUUGCCCUUGGUGGAUCUAAUCGAGCACCCGGACCCUAUCUUUGACCCCAAGGAAAAGGAUCUUAACGAGACCUUGCUAAGGAACCUCAUGGGCGGACACUUCGACCCUAACUUUAUGGCUAUUUCCCUGCCCGAGGACCGGCUCGGAGUGGACGAUCUGGCUGAGCUGGACCUGCUGCUCAGGCAGAGACCCUCGGGAGCGAUGCCCAGCGAAAUCAAAGGGCUGGAGUUCUACGAGGGGCUGCAGCCGGGCAAGAAGCACAGGCUGAGCAAGAAGCUGCGCAGGAAGCUGCAGAUGUGGCUCUGGUCCCAGACCUUCUGCCCCGUCCUAUACACGUGGAACGAUCUCGGCAGCCGCUUUUGGCCCCGGUAUGUCAAAGUGGGCAGCUGCUACAGUAAAAGGUCUUGUUCAGUCCCCGAAGGCAUGGUUUGCAAACCUGCCAAGUCCGUGCAUUUAACGAUCCUGAGGUGGAGGUGCCAGCGCCGGGGAGGGCAGAGGUGCACGUGGAUACCCAUCCAGUACCCCAUCAUUUCGGAGUGCAAGUGCUCCUGCUAGGGCUGGCGCUCACCUCGCCCUUCCAGCGGACUCACGUGGACCUUUACUGCCACGGAAAUAAGACAUUUGCUUUCUGGUUAACGUUGUAAUGCACUGUAACGUGUAGGAGAAUGUGUAUUGUGUGUAUAUAUGGCACCGGUUUAAUAUACUAUUAAAAGGUCAGUAUUAUACGUGAAGUAAUCAGCGUCUACUGUAUUUUUAAGACUAUUACCCUGA
Acanthisitta chloris (rifleman) is the source of this 892-nucleotide messenger RNA. It is a transcript of the gene NOG, whose product is annotated as noggin. The transcript has a single exon. The record is from RefSeq and is a predicted model, not a curated record. NCBI's taxonomy places the organism in Eukaryota, Metazoa, Chordata, Aves, Passeriformes, Acanthisittidae. The coding region runs from base 5 to 676 and encodes 223 amino acids. Gene Ontology annotation, biological process: negative regulation of cell differentiation; negative regulation of BMP signaling pathway; dorsal/ventral pattern formation.